AUGGAUUAUCAGAAUAGAGCAGGUUCUAAGAAAGGAGGUGGUGGUGUUGCCAGUGCAAGUGAAGCAAAUGCUUAUAGAAGAGAACGUAUAAAGAAAUUAGUUUCCAAUACAAUUGAUAUUGAUAAUGAUCCAUAUGUUUUCAAAAACCAUGUUGGAUUAUUAGAGUGUCGACUCUGUUUAACUACACAUUCGACACCUGAAUCGUUUUUAACUCAUACUCAAGGUCGUAAACAUCAAAUGAAUUUACAAAAAAGAUCAAUAUUUGAACAAAAACAUAAUAAUAAUAAUCUUUCAAAUUUGGAAAAAUCAGGUAUAAGUGGGAUCCAAACAAAGAAAAGUGUGAAUAAGAUAGGGAAACCUGGUUAUAAAGUUAUGAAGAUUAGACAUCCAGAAUCUUUAGAAAUUGGUUUAUUAAUUAAUGUUAAAUUUCCAAAAUUGAAUAAAGAUGAAAUUCCUCAAUAUAGAUUCAUGAGUGUUUAUGAAUCAAAUUUGGAGAAGGUUAAAGAUGAUAGAUUUCAAUUAUUAAUAGUUUCUGGUGAUCCUUAUGAAAAUAUUGCUUUCAAGAUACCUUCAAAAGAGAUUUAUAGAAAUGAUGAUGAUAAUAGUAAUAAUAGUAAUGAUUUCUGGACUUUUUGGGAUGAAGAUACAAAAGAGUUUUAUAUUCAAUUUUUUUACAAAGGUGUAUCAUAA
Messenger RNA from Hansenula anomala, 690 nucleotides. RefSeq names its product spliceosome assembly protein PRP11 (gene PRP11). Gene Ontology annotation, biological process: spliceosomal complex assembly. The transcript has 3 exons. Gene Ontology annotation, molecular function: nucleic acid binding; zinc ion binding. Bases 1 to 690 code for a protein of 229 amino acids. Gene Ontology annotation, cellular component: catalytic step 2 spliceosome; U2 snRNP; U2-type prespliceosome. Lineage: Eukaryota; Fungi; Ascomycota; Saccharomycetes; Phaffomycetales; Wickerhamomycetaceae. The record is from RefSeq and is a predicted model, not a curated record.